AUGAAUCAAGUACUGAAGCCUUUCAUUGAAAAAUUUGUUGUUGUCUAUUUUGAUGAUAUUUUGAUAUACAGUACCACAGAGGAAAAACAUCAUCAUUAUUUGAGAUCUGUAUUAAUUAUUUUACAACAAAAUGAGUUAUUUAUCAACUUGAAGAAAUAUAAAUUUCUUACUUCAAGUUUAGUUUUUAUGAGAUAUGUCAUAUGUGUAGAUAGCAUCGAAGUAGAUGAAGAAGAGGUUGAAGCUAUUAAAGAUUGGCUAAUUCUAAAAAGUAUAGAUGAUGUUCGUAGUUUCCAUGGCUUAGCAUCUUUUUAUAGAAGAUUUAUUCGAACUUUCAGUUCAAUUAUAGCUCCCAUCACUGAGUGCAUGAAAAGAGAAAACUUUCAGUGGAUAGAUGUAACAAAUAGAAGUUUUAUUCUAAUUAAAGAAAAAUUAAGUUUUGUCCCUAUACUAACACUAUCAAAUUUUGAUAAAUUAUUUAAAGUAGAAUGUGAUGCCUCAAUUAUUAGAAUUGGAGUUGUAUUAUCCUAA
This is a messenger RNA of Spirodela intermedia, 528 nucleotides long. NCBI's taxonomy places the organism in Eukaryota, Viridiplantae, Streptophyta, Magnoliopsida, Alismatales, Araceae. The record is from the annotation of a GenBank genome assembly.